This is a messenger RNA of Mustela erminea (ermine), 4628 nucleotides long. RefSeq names its product G protein-coupled receptor 150 (gene GPR150). The record is from RefSeq and is a predicted model, not a curated record. Gene Ontology annotation, molecular function: corazonin receptor activity. Lineage: Eukaryota; Metazoa; Chordata; Mammalia; Carnivora; Mustelidae. The coding region runs from base 249 to 1550 and encodes 433 amino acids. Gene Ontology annotation, biological process: neuropeptide signaling pathway. Gene Ontology annotation, cellular component: membrane. The transcript is spliced from 2 exons.
GUGGAGAAUAAGAAUCAUGUGUGUUGCUCGAGUGUACAACCCACAUUUGAGUGACAAAUGACGAGGACCACCUAUAAAAACAACUAAGCGCAAGUCUACCCGAAUCCAUUUUCCUGUUUGUGCGCGCCUUUUCAACUAACUUUGGGAACUCGUAGACCAGGCGUCGUGCCCCUCGCAGCCUCGACUCCACCUGGGUUUCCCGCGCCCUGCCCGCCCGCUCCCGUACCUCCUUUUCCCCCAGGCUAAGGAUGGAGGAUCCCUUCGGCCCCUCAACUUUCUCGCCGGCGCCCAACGUCUCCGUACCUGUCUCUCCUGGCUGGGGUCUCAACUUCACUUCCGGACAGGGGCCCCCAGUGCCCGGGCCGCCGCCGCCGCCGCCGCCUCCCGGACCACCCAGCCGCAGCAUCCGCCUGGUCUUCCUGGGGGUCAUCCUGGUGGUGGCGGUAGCCGGCAAUGCCACUGUGCUGUGCCGCCUGUGCGGGGGUGGCGGGCCCUGGGCGGGUCCCAAGCGUCGCAAGAUGGACUUCCUGCUGGUGCAGCUGGCCCUGGCUGACCUGUACGCGAGCGGAGGUACAGCGCUGUCGCAGCUGGCCUGGGAGCUGCUGGGCGAGCCGCGCCGGGCGGCGGGAGACCUUUCGUGCCGCUUCGUGCAGCUGCUGCAGGCGUCCGGCCGCGGCGCUUCUGCCCAUCUCGUGGUGCUCAUUGCCCUCGAACGCCAGCGCGCCUUGCGUCGGCCGCAGGGCCAGCCGCUGCCCGCGCGCGCCCUCGCCGCGCUGGGCUGGCUGCUGGCGCUGCUGCUGGCGCUGCCCCCCGCCUUCGUGGUGCGCGGGGGCGCCCCCUCGCCGCCUCCCGCCGCGCCCUCGGCCGCCCGUACCUGGCCGGGCGAGCGUCGCUGCCGCGACAUCUUCGCGCCCCUACCGCGCUGGCACCUGCAGGUGUACGCGCUCUACGAGGCCGUCGCGGGCUUCUUGGCGCCGGUCGCGGUCAUGGGCGUAGCAUGCAGCCGCCUGCUCUGCGCCUGGUGGCAGCGCCUGCCCCACGCCCCACCGCCUUCAGCGCCCUGGUCGGCGACUCCCGGCCGCGCCCCUGCGCCCAGCGCGCUGCCCCGCGCGAAGGUCCAGAGCCUGAAGAUGAGCCUGGCGCUGGCGCUGCUGUUCGUGAGUUGCGAGCUUCCCUACUUCGCCGCACGGCUGGCGGCCGCGUGGUCGUCCGGACAGGUGGGAGACUGGGAGACCGAGGACCUGGCGGCGGCGCUGCACCUCGUGGGGGUGGCCAAUGGCGCCCUCAAUCCCUUCGUCUACCUCUUCUUCCAGGCGGGCGACUGCCAGCUCCUGCGGCGGCUGCGAAGGCGCCUGGGCGCAUUCUGCUGCUUGUGGGAGGGAAGAGCCGAGGACGAUGAGGGGGCCGGGGGCCACCAAGCGCUUCACCGCCACCGCUGGCCCCACCCCCACUACCACCACGCUAGACGGGAGCAGCAGGUGGAGGGCGGCUUGCGCCCACCCCCGCCGCGCCCCCGGCCGCUGCCCUGUUCCUGCGAAAGCGCUUUCUAGUUGCUCGAUGGCCAGACGGGUCAUCUGUCACCACCACACAGCCUCCGCGGAACACGAGGCUGGCCCGUUUCUAUCUAGAUCAAAACCAGCAGGAGAGUCUCCGAUAUUGGCCCUGAAGCUGUCCCCAUCCUAAACUGUUUCUUUCUAAUGUUUACAUUUUCCUACUCUUCCAGCUUCUUCUCGUCCUUUCGGUUCUUCUCACAUUUCCCAGUUUGGAGACGAGAGAGUUUGAGCCACUGGGAAGUUGUAAAAACAGUCGAAGAUACAGAUUUAUUUUUGCAGUUCUCUUUGACGCUCCCAUAGUGUUCUGGAUAGGAUCUUUUGGUUUAGCUAAAUUGUCAAGCUUUCAUUAUUUGCUGUGCUAUCAUCCGUUUUUACUUAUUUUGAGUCGUGUUUAAAUCAAGUGUACCUUCGAGACUAGAGAAUUUGCCUUUCUUUCCAGGAGGAAAAAUCCCUGCACUGCUCUCCCUGAGGAGCGUGGAGAUUUUACCAGUAUGCUGUCAGAAAUGUAAUCGUGCUGUCACUGCAAAGCCAGAGUAUUUGUAAAAUAAAAACAGUACCCACAGAGCAAUUAGUACUUUUUCCCCCAUGGUAAUGUGUUUUCCCAGAAGAAAAUCAGUGUGGCCUUUAUUUCUAGUCACUUUAAUAGAAGCUGGGAGUUGUAGGAGGGACACAUAAAAGCUUCCCUUUAGACCCUUCCAAACACACCCAGUUUCUGCAGGAAACUGUGCCUGGGGUGUUGCCUUUACAUCUAAGGUGUUGUGCUCAGGUGGAGCCUCUCAGCGCAGAGUCCCCAGCAAACUAGAAAAGCGAAACACGGAGGUGGUGGGCUCACUCCCAGACGGAGCCUCAUGGAAAUUUGUGGCUGGGAAGAAAGCUGCACCCUCCCCAUGUUGCAAGUAUCUAUACAACUCCUUUUUUAAAAAAUGAAGGCAAUGCCUGUUGGUGGGGGUCGCUGAGAACAAAGGCAAGAAGCAGAUUUAAUCAGUGACCUCCUCCUCUUAACUGUCCUUGGUUCUCGAAAGAAGUGGCAGCACUUACGAACACGGUAUCCACAUGUUUACCAGUGUCUUUCAUCUGAGAAUCUGCAAGAUUUCCAUGAUUGUGCUUCCUGUUGGUGCACAAAUGCCAAACUAAGAUGGAGAAAGGGGAAAUGAUUGCUAGAGUUCACUUGUAGAGCCAAUGCUCUUUGAGGGCUUUGUUUACUCCACUGAGGUAUCCCAGAGUCUCAAUGCUUGACCUGUACUAGACACUCAACACAUAUUUGUUGAAUAAUUCAUCAUAUGAGUCAGGCAAAGAUAGAAUGGACACAAGAUUUACAAAAUAUCCUCUAAGCUUGAUUUACCUUUUGCCCAAAUUCUGUCAAAAAAUGUUGGAGUUAAAGGUUUUCCUUCAUCUUUUUAAUCCUCCCCUCCCUGCUUAGGAUACUAUGGAGUGUGAUAUACCAAGAAUAAGUUAGCCAGAAAGAGAACACAGUUGUUUUCAUGACAUUAUUUUUAUUCAUUAGCAUGGGCUAUUCAUUGGCAUUUUUCUUUAUUAAUAAACACUAAUUCCUUAUCUUGUGCCAAGCAAUGUGUUAGGCAUUGGAAUACUAAGAUGAAUAACACACAUCUUUCCCUCAAAGACCUUAAAAUCAAUCUGACAAUUACUGCAAGAUAGCACAUGUGCUUUCAUAAGGGUUCCAGUCAGGGUGCUGGGUCACUGAAAAAGAACAUCUGACAAUCUCAGAGACUGAAGCAGUCAUUCCAAUGAUGACCAACUAAUGGGAAGCGGGAAAUGGGCAAAGGCAGGGGUCAAGGCAGAAGCAUAGAGAGACUCAAAAUAUGACCUGGUGUGUUACUUUGAAUGCUCCCAACCAAGAAUUUAAGACAGCUGAGUUGCUGUUUCUGUUACUGCAAUUGAGCACACCCUAACAGAAAAAUGGGUUCAGCUGGUUUAAAUUUAUUUUGUCACAUAACGAGAAGUCCAGUGGUAGAGCUGUUCCAAAGUUGGUUAAUUGAGUAGGUUCAUAACUUCAUCAUCAAAGACCUAGCUCCUUUUCAUUUUUCUACUCUGCCAUCCUGAGUUGGUGGACUUGACAUUAUGGUCUGUAUCCCUUGGGGUUACAAAAUGGCUGCUACAGUUCCAGGCAUCACAUUCAUAUAUGACAAUGUCCAGAAAAGGAAGGAAGAAUUUCUCUCUCUCUCUCUCUUUCUCUUUAACUCUUUAUAGGAAAGAAGAAACAUUUCACAGACAUCCUGAGCAGAUGUUCCUGCAUGGUUCAUUGGCCAGAACUAUAUCAUAUAUCCAUAAGCAGACCACCGCAAGGGAAAUGGGGCCACCAUGAUGGCCUAGACAUGGAGCUGAAGAUAUGAGUUGCAUGGUAACAGCCAAGGAGUAAGCAUCUGAGCCCAAGAUACAGGUCUUGCUUUAUGUAAGAUGUGUCUCUUAGAGCCACAGCCUGGACACACGAGGUGAGGUGGGAGACAACAUGAUAGAUUUAAAAAAAAAAAAAAAAAAAAGGCUAUGUGAAGAAUUAAAUGCAUUUCAGAAAAACUAUACAAUUAAAUUAGAGUUUCAUCAUUUUAGCCUCCAAAUUAUCCAAGUAAAGAACUAACUUGCUAGAAAUGGUGGAGAUUGCCAGCUGUUCACCAAAAUCCAUUUUCCCCUUCUUAACUGGCUGCUCAGUCAGAGACUACAUUUCCCAGCCUCCUCUGCCUCCAGUUAGAGCCAUGUGACCACAUUCCUAGCAACAGAAUGUGAGCAAAAGUGACAUGGCUGGCUUCCAGACUUGGCUUAAAAUACAGGGCUUGGGCUCCUCCAUGUUAUCUUUCCCCUUCCUGUUGGCUGGAAAGUAUGAUGUACCAUGAUGUACCAAUGAUCAGGUUUAGCCAUGCAGAUGAGGACAACAUCCUAGGGGGUGGCAGAGCAACAAGAUGAAAGGAAUCUGGGUCCUUUCUGGAUCUUGUGAGACAAAGACAGACUAAACUGGACAGAAGAUUAUGUGAGAGGGAAAUAAAUUUCUUUAGGUCACUGAAUUUUGUGACUCUCCUUAUUACAGCUAGCCUUUAACUCAACUUAUAUUUUAAGGUUGUAUUA